AAGUAGACAGCAUUAACUAAUGUUCAUUAGAACACGAAACACCUCAGGCUUUGUUGAUAUUGUUCGGUUCAAUACAUCUGGUUCCAAAUGAACAUUUUCAUUUGAGAUUUUUUUUCUGCUCUGUUAGUGAAGAUAACAUGGGUUCGUUAAUUAGCAAGUGUCUCGAUGGACAUAAUGUGCAUCAGGAGGACACGUCCAGAACUGCUUUACAACAAGAUGAACUCGAAGAGUACAAGCAGAAUUAUCAGCAAGAACUCCAAGCACGUAAACAAUACCAAGACGAGCUGAAAAAAACAAGAAAUGAACUGGAAGAAUACAAGAAGAACAGUCAAGCAAGUGAAAAUCGAUACAAAGAGCAGCUGGAACGAAAUAGAGUUGAACUCGAGCAGUGGAAGACGAAUUUUCACUAUCAACUCCAAGCAUGUGAAUAUCAAUACACAGAGAAGCUGAAACUAUACAAAGAGGAGUUGAAACGAAAAAGAGAUGAACUCGAACGGUGCAAGAAGGAUUUUCUGCAUGACCUCCAAACACGUGAAUAUAUAUACAAAGAGGACCUGAAAAAAAUACGUCAUGAACUGGAUCAAUACAAGAUCAAUUCUGAACACUUCCAAGCAAGUGAAUAUCAAUACAAUGAGGAGCUUAAACAAUACAAAGAGGAACUGAAGCAAUGCAAGGAGGAGCUGAAACAAAAAAGUCAGGAACUGGAAAAAUACAACAAGAAUUCUGAGCGCUCUCAAGCAAGUCAGGUACUGGAACAAUACAAGAAGAGUACUGAGCGUGUUCAAGCAAGGGAAUAUCAAUACAAAGAGGAGCUUAAACAAUACAAAGAGGACCUGGAAAAAUGCAAAGAGGAGCUGAAACAAAAAAGUCAUGAACUGGAACAACACAAGAUCAAUUCUGAGAACUUCCAAGCAAGUGAAUAUCGAUACAAAGAGGAUCUGAAACAAUGCAAAGAGGAGCUGAAACAAAAAAGUAAUGUACUGGAACAAUACAAGAAGAAUUCUGAGCGUGUUCAAGCAAGUGAAUUUCGAUAUAAAGAGGAGCUGAAACUAAAAAGUCAUGAACUGGAACAAAGCAAGACAAAUUCUGAACACUUUCAAGCAAGUGAAUAUCAAUACAAAGAGGAGCUGAAACAAUGCAAAGAGGAACUGAAACAAAAAAGUCAGGAACUGGAACAAUACAAGAAGAAUUCUGAACACGCUCAAGCAAGCAAUGAAUAUCGAUACAAAGAGGAUCUGAAACAAAAAAGUCAUGAACUGGAACAAUACAAGAAGAAUUCUGAGAACUUUCAAGCGAGUGAAUAUCGAUACAAAGAGGAGCUGAAACAAAAAAGUCAGGAACUGGAACAAUACAAGAUGAAUUCUGAGCGCGUUCAAGCAAGCAAUGAAUAUCGAUACAAAGAGGAUCUGAAACAAAAAAGUCAGGAACUGGAACAAUACAAGAAGAAUUCUGAGAAAUUUCAAGCAAGUGAAUUUCAAUACAAAGAGGAGCUGAAACAAUGCAAAGAGGAACUGAAACAAAAAAGUCAGGAACUGGAACAACACAAGAAGAAUUCUGAGCGUGUUCAAGCAAGUGAAUAUCAAUACAAAGAGGAGCUGAAACGAAAAAGUCAGGAACUGGAACAAUACAAGAAGAAUUCUGAGCACUUUCAAGCAAGUGAAUAUCGAUACAAAGAGGAGCUGAAACUAAAAAGUCAGGAACUGGAGCAAUGCAAGAAGAAUUCUGAGCACUUUCAAGCAAGGUAUAGUAUUAGUGAAUAUCGAUACAAAGAGGAUCUGAAACAAUGCAAAGAGGAGCUGGAAAAAAAAAGAGAUGAACUCGAAAAGCACAAGAAGAAUCUUCAGCAUGAACUCCAAGCACGUCAGGAACUGGAACAAUACAAGACAAAUUCUGAGAACCUUCAAGCAAGUGAAUAUCAAUGUAAAGAGGAGCUGAACCAAUACAAAGAUGAGCUGAAACAAUACAAGGAGGAGCUAAAACAAAAAGGAGAUGAACUCGAAAAGCACAAGAAGAAUUUUCAGCAUGAACUCCAAGCACGUCAGGAACUGGAACAAUACAAGAAGAAUUCUGAGUAUGUUCAAGCGAGUGAAUAUCGAUACAAAGAGGAGCUGAAACAAUGCAAAGAGGAGCUGGAAAAAAAAAGUCAGGAACUGGAACAAUACAAGAAAAAUUCUGAGCGCUCUCAAGCAAGUGAAUAUCGAUACAAAGAGGAGCUGAAACAAAAAAGUCAGGAACUGGAACAAUAUAAGAAGAAUUCUGAGCGUGUUCAAGCAAGUGAAUAUCGAUACAAAGAGGAGCUGAAACAAAAAAGUCAGGAACUGGAACAAUACAAGAAGAAUUCUGAGAACUUUCAAGCAAGUGAAUAUCGAUACAAAGAGGAGCUAAAGCGAAAAAGUCAGGAACUGGAACAAUACAAGAAGAAUUCUGAGCGUGUUCAAGCGAGUGAAUAUCGAUACAAAGAGCAGCUGAAACAAAAAAGUCAGGAACUGGAACAAUACAAGAAGAAUUCUGAGCGUGUUCAAGCAAGUGAAUAUCGAUACAAAGAGGAGCUAAAACGAAAAAGUCAGGAACUGGAACAAUACAAGAAGAAUUCUGAGCGCUCUCAAGCAAGGGAUGAACUCGAACAGUACAAGAAGAAUUUUCAGCAUGAACUCCAAGCACGUGAAUAUCAAUGUAAAGAGGAGCUGAAACAAACAAGACAGGAACUUGAUCAAUGCAAGAAGGAUUUAGAGCGCUUCCAAGCAAGGAUGGCUUUUGAGGCAUCUGUCGACAUGGGAACCAGCGGUGCUUUAUGUGAGGACAUUAAUAAUCCUUGCAGAGAAUCAGAGCUAAGGAAGAUGUAUGAUAAAUUGAGACUACAAAAGUUGUCAAAGCAUAUAAUGGACAUAAAAAUGAAAUCAAAGAAAGACAAAACUAUAAGUGAGACAAAAGAAAAGGAACGGCUUAAAGCAAUGCUGAAGGAUAUUUUCGACAAAGCUCAACAAGACAUGACUAAAAAGAAAGAAUAUUUUUUAUUCUUUUUCCAAGUUGACCUUAAAAAAGAGGAAGGUGAAAAAGGGGAGUUAAAGAAAACAGAAAUGAAAAGUAAAAAACAGCUAAUGAAGCAACUUAAAUACAUUGAAUUGGCUAUCCAAAAUAUUCAAAUGAUAAUAUUUCACGAAGAGGCUAGAGACCUCCAGACCAUGUACAAGCAACCUGACCCUCUGUGUGAGCUGGCUGAUGAAUGUUACAAGGUCGGCUGCCUGCUGGCUUUACACAAUCCACCUCUGCUGCUCGACUGGGAGAAAAAAGAGCCGUCAGAUUACCUGCCACCAAUUACGAUGGAAGACACAUCUGCAAAGACAGCUCUGUAGAUUUAAAAUCCAGCAUUAGAGAGAUUACAGACUUCAUGUAAAGAUUGAUUUAGAUUCUAUACAUUUUAUACUUAAUAAACCAAUAGUCACUACUUUUAAUGUGAAUGGUUAGGGGUUGGAAAGCAUAAUUUUGUCACUACUUUUAGUAAAUAUGGCAUUUCUCAAUUAAAAUUAAAAAUACAAUUAUUGGGCCAUUACAUGAAUAAAAUCAAAAAUCAUGUUCCUGCAUGACAUUCAGUCAGAUAUAUUUUUUUCUUAAGCCCAGCUCACACUGUGAUUUUAGCCACAAUAUUUAAAAAAAACCUAUAAUCCUAAAAAAAAUCCUGGGCUAAAAUCUGUAUUCUUUGUUCAUUAGUUCCAUUGUUUCACAAUCAAUUUUUUAUUUUUAUUUUUUACCUCUGACAAGAUUCUGGCAGUAUCAAAAGAUUCUUUGCAUGGUCCUGCAUUGUGACAUCUCCUAUGACGAACAUCCAUCAAACUUUUUUCAUAUUUCAAGAGAUUUCUAGAGAUUUCUUCUAAAUGGCAUAUACUCCUGCACUCUCGUCUUCCACUUGUUAAAUCCAUCUGAUAUGUUGCCUUUCCUAUGUUAAUGGUACUCCUCAUAAUAUUUUUCUUAAAUAUGUUGGUUUUACCAGCAUUCAUAUACUUUUCGUGAUAACCAACAAACACAGUUGUUUUCUCCCUCUCGAUCAGUAGAUGGGCUCAGCAGCCUCCACGUCCUGUUUCUGCAGAUAUGAUUGUUUGCACAGCACAUACACACAUAAUAUCAUGUAGAAAAACACAGAGCCUUUAUGAGGCCUGGGCACAGUGCUUCUAUUGAGUAAAACCUGUAAAACAUAAAUCCUUUAAAACAUAAAUCCCACAAUUCCCUCUCUUGAUCUCUUUGAAAGAGAUCACAACCUUUGCUCCACUUCUUCCUCAUCUUCCAUGUCACCGACUGCUUCUCCCUCUCUCUGACCUUCUCGAAGAUCGGCUCGAACUGUUGUCAGAGGCCUGCUAGGGGCAGAACAGAAACAGCAAGCAGACAGGUGAAACCAUUUGUUACCUUUUCCAGCC
Molecule: messenger RNA, 4409 nt
Organism: Puntigrus tetrazona (Sumatra barb)
Lineage: Eukaryota; Metazoa; Chordata; Actinopteri; Cypriniformes; Cyprinidae
Product: trichohyalin-like
Exons: 59
Coding region: 138-3353 (1071 amino acids)
Source: RefSeq, a predicted model, not a curated record